Epinephelus lanceolatus (giant grouper) is the source of this 3326-nucleotide messenger RNA. NCBI's taxonomy places the organism in Eukaryota, Metazoa, Chordata, Actinopteri, Perciformes, Serranidae. The record is from RefSeq and is a predicted model, not a curated record.
GGCAGGGACAUAGAGACACGCAGGGCUUCCCGCUGCUCUCAGUGGAGGAUUGACUCUUCAGGUGUACACACAGUCAGCUCGCGGUGGAAACACUCCACAUAAAUUGCGUUUAUUUUUCUUUACUGCAUUUAUUUGUCUGGUGGGGAUCGACUGGUUGAGGAGAGGGCUUUACUGUGAGGACUGCAGCAGCCACUCUGAGGAAAACAUUAUUUCUACACGACUACGCAUUAGAAGACGAUUGGCUGGUAAGAUUUAUAGGGUCCCCUGAGAGAUCCAAACCUCCUGAUGUUUGAUCAAGCUGACAAUCAAGAGAUGUCGCCCUGAUCGCUGUUUUGUCUGCAACAGCUUUUCGUUAGGCAAGAUGUCAACCACAACAGAAAAUGGGAUGGGAGGGCCUUGGAGCACAGGCAGAGAGAAGACGUACAAAAAGACCACGUCAUCAGCCUUGAAGGGAGCCAUUCAGCUCGGUAUUGGCUAUACAGUGGGCAACCUCACCUCCAAGCCUGACAGAGAUGUGCUUAUGCAAGACUUCUAUGUGGUGGAGAGCGUCUUUCUGCCCAGUGAGGGAAGCAACUUGACUCCAGCACAUCAUUAUCCUGACUUCCGCUUCAAGACCUACGCUCCACUGGCCUUCCGCUACUUCAGGGAUUUGUUCGGCAUCAAACCAGAUGACUACCUGUACUCCCUUGUAAAUGAGCCACUGAUUGAGCUGACCAACCCGGGGGCCAGCGGCUCGCUCUUCUAUCUAACCAGCGAUGACGAGUUCAUCAUUAAAACCGUCCAGCACAAAGAGGCCAAGUUUCUCCAGAGAUUACUACCUGGAUACUACAUGAACCUGAACCAGAAUCCACGCACGCUGCUGCCCAAGUUCUACGGACUGUACUGCAUCCAGUCUGGAGGCAUCAACAUCCGACUGGUGGUCAUGAAUAACGUGCUGCCACGCUCGAUCAAAAUGCACUACAAAUACGACCUGAAGGGAUCCACCUACAAGAGACGAGCAUCCAGGAAAGAGAGGGAAAAGGCCUGUCCAACCUACAAAGACCUGGACUUCCAGGACAUGCACGAAGAAGGACUUUACUUUGACGCAGAGACGUACAACAACCUGAUGAAGACCCUGCAGAGAGACUGUCGGGUGCUGGAGAGUUUUAAGAUCAUGGACUACAGCCUGCUGCUGGGUGUGCAUGUCCCAGACCAGAGCCAGAGAGACGGGGGUGAGCCGGGCCAGGCAGGCGGGGACGGGAGGAGACCUGUGGGUCAGAGGGUGCUUUACUCCACCGCCAUGGAGUCCAUCCAGGGAGACGGCAAGGCUGCCGAAGCAGUCACCACAGACGACACGAUGGGUGGCAUCCCUGCCAAAACACACAAAGAAGAAAAGCUGCUCAUCUUCCUGGGUAUCAUAGAUAUUCUACAGUCAUACAGGUUCAUUAAAAAGUUGGAACACUCGUGGAAGGCCCUGGUGUACGAUGGGGACUCCGUCUCGGUGCACCGACCAGGGUUUUAUGCCAGCCGCUUCCUCAAGUUCAUGAGCACACGGGUCUUCAGGAAGACUCAGCCACUUCGAUUCUCGCCUUCAAAGAGGACUCGUACGUCCAUUCCGGCUCUGAAGUCGUCCUCACAGGAGAUCCUUUCAUCGCAGGCAGAUGAGAGGAACGAGGAGGACGGGAGGGACAGGCUCGGAGGAGCGUACAGCCUGGCCAGUCUGGACGGACAAGCUGUAUUCGGCUCUUACCUGCGUCCCGAUCUGGUCCCCGCCAACCCAUCUUUCUACGAGGGCUCCUCCAUGGGAACCAUCUCCACCUCCUCCAUCUUUGUCAACGUGGACAACCAAACAGAGGAGAGAGAUGACGUUGCAUCCAGCUCCACGUUCACCCUGGAGGACAGCGCAAUCUGCCUCACUUCAGAGCAGAGCACCAUGGACGUGGACAUAGACCGCGAUGAUGGAUCUGUUCUUGAUGUCUACUUGUGAAAAAAAGCAGCUUUACAACCUUCAUUUCCUCCUGCCAAUCAUACGACAAUCGCCGCACUCCAUUGGACCAGCCACACUGGCCUUUGACUCCACUUCCAGUGCUGCUAGAUCCAUGUUGCCACUUGUAUUGCCAACACAUAAACAGACUGAGAUUCUCCACCAGUUGACGGACUAAAAGAAGACACCAACAGUCACAGUGAAGGACAUCUGCAGGAACCACGUGACAUAGAUCAUGUAAUGUGACGGACAUCAGGCUGAACUGAGUGUUGCUUUUUAGAGCAUGCGUCAACGCAGUGCCAUUAAGUUUUAUAUAUGUAUACUGUUUUCAUGGCCUACACAGAGACCGAAAUAUUUACUAUAUAUACACGAGGGUAGAUACAUUUCUUUAAAUGUUUUUUUCUGCUGACCAGAAAGAAAUGAAAGAGCCUUUUCAAAGUUUUGCAACUGUGUAAGUUGCUGAUAAGAAGAGAAAUGUUUACAGUGAAUUUGUGGUGGCGUCUUUGUCCCUGAUCGACAGAGACACGACGAUGUCACACAAAGGACACGAGCCAGCUUGUAGCCACAGACGACACGGAUGAGAAAAGACUCACAUGAGCAGACAUGAUGGAUUCUGAAGCUCCCGAGGCCGAACACAGACUGUGACGUGGCUUAAGUGGCCACCUAAUCCUAACCGGGCUGCUAUUUACGCUGUCCUGACUGACAGGAACCUAAAGCCUGGCGACAAGCUGCUGUAAAGUGAAGUGAGAAAAGACAGUUACUGGAUCUUGGAUGAAUCACAGAACGGAGAGCCGGCGCGCUCUCUCUUGAUCAAAAGGCACUUUUGACAUUGGUUAUGAUAACUGUAAGAAAUAUUUUUCCUCUGAAGACGUUGCUUAGGUGGGUGGGCGACCUGACAUGAGCACAGAUUUGGAUAUGUGAAUAUGCACUUUUCUUCUUUUUUUCUUCCUCUUUUUACUCUACAAGUGCACACCUCUGUAAGUCAUUGAUACUACAUGUACAGAGACAGCGAAGGAACAUUGUAGAUCACUUUUUGAUGUGGAGCUAAUAGUUUUGUGAGGUUUGCGUCAUGACUGAAGAUGCUUUUACUCAGGAUAUCCUUUGAUACUGAAUAAGUGUGUCCUCUUCAAAUAGUUAUGAGACAUGCAUCCUAUGCUUAGAAGCUGUCCAAUACCUCUUCAUCAAGACCAUAUCCAACUAUAAAUGUUGAAAUCCACGAUCACGCGUCGGUUGAGACCAUAAUUUAUUAUGUAAAUCUCAAUAUUUUACCAUUUGCUGAAAAAAAUACUUUAAUCGCUGAAUGUAAAGACAAUGCAUAUUUAUAUUUAGAAGAGACUCCUAUAAAUAAACUGCUAAAAUUCAA